AUGGCUUCCCGAGCCACCGCCCCUCUGCGCAUAGUUAGCAGACAUAUCAGAUUCGUCUCGAACCCUUCGCGGACAUUCGUAUCAGCCACAAGGGGGAAAGCAGCCCCAUCAUCAACACCACCUCGCCCGGCCGCCACAUCGACAGCCUCCAAACCGGCGGCCUCGAGGACCUCGCCCGCAGCAGCCGCAAAGCCCGCCCCGGCACCCGCGCCCACAGCGGCUCCCUCCUCCCACGCCGGUCCAGCAGGCUCCCAUACGCCCGUGCCGCAGGUGUCUGGGCAGCCCCUCCCGGACGUGCCUCCCAGCGCCCAGGCCGACGGCUCCGGGUCGCCCAUCGACUGGUCCUCGUCCUUCCACGGGCUGGGGACCGCGACGUUCGGGCCCGAGGUCGCCCAGGUGCUGCAGGCGCCGCUGGAGCCCGACGACAUCGAGGUCAAGCCCGACGGCAUCCUCUACCUGCCCGAGAUCAAGUACCGGCGGGUGCUGAACGCGGCCUUUGGGCCCGGUGGCUGGGGCCUGGCGCCGAGGGGAGAUCUGCAGGUUCAGGACCGCCUGGUCUUCAGGGACUAUGCCUUGAUCGCGCAUGGUCGGUUUAUCGGCCAGGCGCGCGGCGAGAUGCAAUACUUCAGCGAGGACGGAAUCUCCACGGCAGCCGAGGGUUGUAAAUCGAAUGCGCUGAUGCGGUGCUGCAAAGACCUCGGCAUCGCCUCGGAGCUCUGGGAUCCCCGUUUUAUUCGCAAGUUCAUGAAGUCGCACGCGCAACAGAUCUGGGUCGAGCAUGCGGCAACCAAGAAGAAGAAGCAAAUAUGGCUGAGGAAGGACGACGAGGUGCGGUAUCCCUUCAAGAAGACGAACUAG
Truncatella angustata is the source of this 858-nucleotide messenger RNA. RefSeq names its product mitochondrial genome maintenance MGM101-domain-containing protein. The record is from RefSeq and is a predicted model, not a curated record. Gene Ontology annotation, cellular component: mitochondrial nucleoid; mitochondrial chromosome. Bases 1 to 858 code for a protein of 285 amino acids. Lineage: Eukaryota; Fungi; Ascomycota; Sordariomycetes; Amphisphaeriales; Sporocadaceae. Gene Ontology annotation, molecular function: single-stranded DNA binding. Gene Ontology annotation, biological process: recombinational repair; interstrand cross-link repair. The transcript has 2 exons.